Molecule: messenger RNA, 2403 nt
Organism: Chondrus crispus (carragheen)
Lineage: Eukaryota; Rhodophyta; Florideophyceae; Gigartinales; Gigartinaceae
Exons: 1
Coding region: 1-2403 (800 amino acids)
Biological process (GO): endoplasmic reticulum membrane fusion
Cellular component (GO): endoplasmic reticulum
Molecular function (GO): GTPase activity; GTP binding
Source: RefSeq, a predicted model, not a curated record
AUGGUGCAAGUUGUCAACUACGAGGAGGACUUCAACCACGAGCUGCAAUCCUUCCUCAACGAGACCCGCAUCACCCCGCUGGGCUUCGAUUACCACGUAGCCGCCAUCAUGGGGCCGCAAUCCUCUGGCAAGUCCACCCUCCUCAACCUUCUCUUCGGCACCAAGUUCCGUACCAUGGAUGAGAGCAGCGGCCGCUACCAGGUCACGCAAGGCGUCUGGCUCGGCCGCGACGCCGACGCGGGCAUCAUCGUCAUGGACUUGGAAGGCACGGACAGCCGCGAGCGCGGCGAGGAGGCCGCCAAUUACGAGCGCAAGAGCGCCCUCUUCGCCCUCGCCCUCGCAGAAGUCCUCAUCGUCAACGUCUGGGCUCAGGAUGUGGGAAGGUACAACGCCGCGAAUAUGUCCCUGCUGAAGACCGUCAUGGAGCUUGAUUUGCAGCUCUUCUUCGGGGGAGCGGCAGCGGUCCCACCGGAGGGCGCCGAGCACAAGGAUAGGAUUUCCGAAGGGGGAAAGCCCCGUAUGCACAAAACAAGGCUACUGUUUGUUCUUCGAGACCAUGUGUCGUCGCCGUUCGAGACCCUAUGCAAUACUCUGAGAACGGACGUCGACAAUAUAUGGAACACGAUUUCUAAGCCGGACGCCGCCAGGGAUACCCCGAUCACUAACUAUUUUGACAUUGACUUUUUCGCCCUCCCGCACAAAGUCCUCAUGGCUGACAUGUUCCAGUCAAAGGGCGCGGAGCUGCGGAGAAGGUUCCAUGAAAAUGAAGUCUUCUUGGAGGAAUACAGCCGCGGAGUGGCUGCUGAUGGCUUUGCGGCAUAUGCAGAGGGAGUCUGGGAGACAAUUCGCGCCAAUCGAGAGCUGGACAUUCCGUCCCAAAAGGAAAUGCUUGCGCAUGUAAGGUGCGAGCAAAUUGCGAAAGAGGCCACGCUACAGGUGGACGAGACUCUGGCACCGAUGAAGGCUAAGUUGCUGCCCUCUGACGGUAGCCCUGCCGACGUCGUUGCUGAGUUGUUCCCGACGCUUCUCGCUGCAAGCGACACCGCCGUGGAAUCCUACGAGGCUUCGGCAUUCCGGUACUCGGCGACAGUGGCAGAGGUGAAGGGGUCGGAUAUGAGGGCGAAAAUUGGAGGGGAUUGCAAGGCUCUUUUCGAUGCCCAAGUGGCCCUCGCGUCCGAUUUGGCUGUCAGCAGUUUCCGAUCGCAGGUGUCUGCCUCGCCUGUAGCCUCCACGCCGACGGCCUCGAAGCCGUGGAAGAAUUGGGGUGCAGUGUCUAAAGGGGCACUGGACGAAGCAUUGAAGAAAUUUGAUGAGCUUUCUGCGACGGAUUCGUUAAGCGCGAGUGCUGACAAGAUCAGCGGAGCCCACCCCUUGUCGUUUGCUAUCGCGACGUCUUCGGGCGUGAGAAGACGGUUAUGUGCUACAUUAGAUACGGAGAUGGAGCGAGCAACGGCGGACGUCGUGUCAACCGCACGAACGUCCUGCCUCAAGACGUUCCAGGACGCCUUCAAGCCUCCUUUGAACACGGUACUGGAGCUCGCGUCAACAGAUGUAUGGGAUAGAGCCUCCGAAGUAGGGAAUACUGCGUGGGAAGUAACGGAGAAAGAGGCGCGGAAGGUAUACGGCGAAACCGGUCUUGGAUUUACCGCAGAGAGAACAGAGGAUGCUGUACAGGACGACAUCAAACCGAUGUGUUACGAGAAGGCAUUGACCGACAUCAAGGACGCCGUCGGCACGCCGAGCAAUUUUCUGCUACGAAUGACCAAGCGAUUUGAUGACGAGUUUCGGUUUGACGAGCGCGGGGUUCCGCGACACUUCGGACCGACGGAGGACAUCGAGGCACUGUUCGUGGCGGCACGCGAGAAAGGCGAGGAACUAAUCGAUCUGCUCGGUGAGGUGAAAUUAACAGGCUCCCUGACUACGCUCCGGACAAGUUCGCGGUCGAUCGAUGACAGUGUCGCAGAGCCUGUGAUUCUGGCCGAGCAUUUAAAAGCCGAUCUGCGAGAACAGCUGAAGCGACAAGCCGGGGCCGUUUUCAUGGAGGCCAAGCGCGCACAGGAGGCAGCCAAGGUGACGACGAAAGUUCCUUUGUGGCUGUUCGGGCUGCUGGUGAUUCUGGGGUGGAACGAGAUCAUGAUCGUGCUUCGAAACCCAGUAUUAUUGCUGCUGACGGUCAUCAUCCUUCCCGUUCUGUACAUGGGCUACACGCUGGAUGCGCCGACGCUGCUCGGGCCCGCCGUGCGCGCCACGCUGAAUCCAUUGCUCGAGCAGGCUAAGACGAUGUUGGAACAGGCAACGGCACCGGAGGCGUCUGUGCCGACGACAUCGGGCCUUUCGGGCUUGAGUAGUGCGUCUUCUAGCACGACGGUGAUGUCGGGUAACGAAGCGCUGCACAAAGACUGA